CCGACCACAGAUAUCAGGUGUGCGCCGGCGUGGGCUCGAACCCCGGACCAUGUGCAUGGUCGGCGAGUCCUAACCACUAUGCCACCGACGCAUAGUGGCAACUCAAGUGUCAACUGUUUUCAAAAAUGAGGUAGGUGAGUUACAAUGUGAACUGUCGAAAACACGAAAAGACCUGAAUGAGAUGAGAGAGCAACUGAUUAAAAUUGAGGAAUUACUGCAUAUGCAUAAACCGCGUCUGUUGAAUGCAGAGCAUACAAGUACCCGUGAAAGUCCUGCAAAACUUUUCAAAUCUCGAAUUCUCAAGAAGCAUCUGAUGUCCACGACUUCUAAUGUACAUUAUCACAAAGAUAAUAACUACAGACCUUCUGUUGGAAUUAUACUACAAAAAAUGGGAAAUCGAGUGGUGAAGAUAUUAGACAUCAAAGAUCACUCAGUUCAUAACGGACACCUGGACAAAGUGACAAUAAAUGAAGUAGGUCGUUCCAAUUAUAAUAUUAUUGAUUCCGCUAAUAAUCCUGAUUUUGUAGAUAAUUCAGAAAUAAGUCCAGAUAGUACUGAUGAAAAUAAUAUCACAGAAUCAGUUAGGUCGAAGCUACUUGCAAGCAAACCGAGACAUCGUUAUAAAUACGCAAGGAGAUAUCCGAGAUGCGGCGGAUGUGGUGAUUGACAAUUUCUAUCUCUGUAUUGUUUAAAAUACUUACUGUUGACUGUUGAUAUGUUUCUUAUAUGAAUUGCAUAAUAAUGCCGCUAAAUACAAAUUACUGAUUGCUGCCCUCUCUGAGUUUUGUUUGGAUUCGUGUAAUUCCGUCAUCUCGAAAUACUAAUAUUACAAGUGCAAUAAAUUACUACACUUCCAAAGGCCAAUCAGGCCUUAUUU
Trichobilharzia regenti is the source of this 877-nucleotide messenger RNA. NCBI's taxonomy places the organism in Eukaryota, Metazoa, Platyhelminthes, Trematoda, Strigeidida, Schistosomatidae. The record is from the annotation of a GenBank genome assembly.